AUAAAGAAGAAGAAUCAUGUAAACAAAAAUAUAGAAGGUCAUUGAACUUUUACCACAAGUUAUUUGACAAAAUCUACAACUUUAACAAAAAUUAUUUAUAACGGUAAUUAUUAAUGCAAUAUAAUUAUCCAAAAACUUUUUAAUGUAUAAAUUAGAAAUAUUAAUAAGAUAUAACCGUUAAAAUUGUGAUAUUUGUGAGAAGUGAAGUAUAUCCAAUAUAAAAAAAAUGUUCUAAUGUCGAAAAGUUGUUUGUAACUGAAGAAAAGGUAUCAAUUACAGUUUGAUAUGAAUUACAUUAUUUUUAUAUUUUCUGUGGCCACUACAAUGUUGAUAAUCCUUGCUACUCUUUUAAAUUUUUUCGAGGCGAAACUACCAGUCGCGUUAGGUCAGUUUUUCAGAUACGGCAAAUUUGCCAGCAAAGAAAAAUGUGCAUUGUUCUCUAAAUUUAACGUCGAGAUUCCUAAGUCAUGGUUUAAGCAUUUUUACAUAGUGGCUUUAAUUUGUUACACUAUCAUGUUUAUUGGAAUUAACGCUGUCUAUAUAUUUAAAUUUGAAGUUCCACAUUGCGUUAUUCAUUGGAUGAAUGCAAUUUCUGGGACUAGUUUAUCUUUUGUAACCACAACACAAACUUACAUUGCUGUUUGUUUAAUGACUUUACAAGUAUCUAGAAGGUUUUACGAAACGCAUUAUGUAUCGAUUUUUGGUAAGAAUAGUUACAUCAAUGUAAAUCAGUACAUUUUGGGAAUUGUCUACUAUCCUGGAACGUGUCUGGCAAUACUAUGUGAAGCACCAAAGUUUGUAAAAUCUCCUUCAUAUUUUUCACAAGAAAUCAAUUUUACCAAUGUUACUUAUACGGAAAUAUUAGCAAUAUGUAUAUUUUUAUGGGCUUGGUGGCAUCAAUACAAAGCUUCAGAAAUCUUGGCAAAUUUAAGAAAAAAUAAAAAAGGAGAAAUUGUAACAUCUGAACACAAAUUACCUUUCGGUGAUUGGUUUGAAUAUAUAUCAAGUCCACUUCAAGCUGCUGAAAUAAUAAUGUACACGGCACUUACUGUGAUACUGAAAUACCAUUUUACUUGGUUUUUUGUGUAUGCUUGGGUAGUAGUAAAUCAGGUUGAGACGAUGCUAUUGAAUCAUUGGUGGUAUCAAGACACAUUUCCAGAUUAUCCCAAAAACAGGAAAGCCUUAAUUCCACUUAUUUAUUAAGCUAACAAUCUAUUUUAAGGGUAAUGGAGAUGGGGUUUCCCCUUUAACCUUUUCCAAAUGGGACAAUAUAAACCGAUAUUUAUUUGGGUCAACUUAAAAAUGUGUUCAAUAAUUUCCUUCAUGUAUAUUGUUUUUUUUUAAUUCUAAAAAUGUUUAAAAAAAAUAUUCAUUUUAAAGUGAACCAGAUGCAAAUGGAUUCUCCCAUGUCUAUAUUUUUUAGUUGAAUAAUAAAAGUAAAAAACAAAUAAUUUAAACUAAAUGAAAAAUCAGAAACUUUUGAAUUUUAUUCCAGGUGCUAGUAGUUAUUGAAAAUAUUUUUUUUUUAUUUUUAUACAUAUUUGAUUGAAUAAAAUAUAAUAACUC
This is a messenger RNA of Diorhabda carinulata, 1566 nucleotides long. RefSeq names its product polyprenol reductase. Gene Ontology annotation, cellular component: endoplasmic reticulum. Gene Ontology annotation, molecular function: 3-oxo-5-alpha-steroid 4-dehydrogenase activity. Gene Ontology annotation, biological process: polyprenol catabolic process; dolichol-linked oligosaccharide biosynthetic process. The transcript has 5 exons. The record is from RefSeq and is a predicted model, not a curated record. The coding region runs from base 286 to 1203 and encodes 305 amino acids. Lineage: Eukaryota; Metazoa; Arthropoda; Insecta; Coleoptera; Chrysomelidae.